GAACACAUGAAGAGUAAAUAAAAUUAAAAUAUAUAGCAAAUAAGAACAGACAAUCGUUUUAUGUAAUGCGGAUAUGAUUUCACAAUGAGUGCACCAGAAAAUCAAACCGGUACGAACUGUGCAACUGAUGAGACGGUUGAAAAUACGGAAGAGAAUGACAAACUGGCGCUUACCGAAUAUAUAUCUGGCCUGGAAGCAAGAAUAAAACAGAAAACUGAAAUGAGGAAUAGUAAUAUGAACUGCGUUCGACCCCCAGAAAACUUCUUUUCAAAACUAGAUUCUGGCUUAAAAAAGAACACCACUUUUGUGAAGAAAUUGAAGUCUUUCAGUGCUAUUCAAAUGGACGCGUUACUGAAAGAUUUCAGUGUUUUGAACCUUACCAAAUACAUAUCUGAGGUAGCGGCUGCCAUAUCAGAAGCAAAGUUAAAGAUGUCAGACAUACCAGCCGCAAUAAACUUGUGUUCAACUCUGCACCGCACAUAUUCAGAAUUCUCUUCAAGUCUCUUCGAAAAUUGGCAGAAACUACUUAAAGUGACAGAUAAAAUAACAAACUCUUCUAAAUUGCGUGUGGAUAUCAGAUUUUAUGCAGAGUUAGUUGCAGUGGGUGUGUUCCCUAAUAAAAUUGGUUUACCUCUUUUGGGAAAUGUUCUAACUGUUCUGAUCAACAUGGACAAGGAGGAGCCUAACAAUAUCCCAAUACUGUUGUCGUUCUGCAAGCACUGCGGUGAGGACUAUGCAGGGUUAGUGCCCAAGAAAAUCAAGGAUACUGCAGAGAAAUUGAAUGUGCAAAUACCACGAAACACAUUCCUGCCAGCCGAAAAGCAGGCAGUAGUGCGCCAGUUACUGAAGGACUAUUUCGCCACAUUACUCAAGCACUUGAUGGAGGAGCGGGCGCAGUUGCAGGCACUCCAUGCGGCCAAUCAGCGGACGCUGCACACACGUGGAGAGCUCUCGCAGGAGCGCAAGGACCAGCUGGAACACCACCAGGCAACUUACGACAAACUGCUAGCCGGCGCUCAAAGCUUCGCCGAGGUCCUCGGCGAGGUGCUAGGCGAGGCGGGCGAGCCCCCGACACUGUCCAUGACCGUGAUCGAGACCCCCGGCACGGUCACCAUCGGCGGCGCCGAGGAGUUCAACAUGCAGGCCGGCACCGACCCCUGGCAGGAUGAGGACACUAGGACGUUCUACACUCACUUGCCGGAUUUGAAAGUGUUCAUGCCUAACUAUCAAUUAAAGGAGACAACAAAAAGUAAGACUGAAACCGUAACAGAAGAGAUGCUGGACGAGGACCUCAAAGAAGAUGAGCUAAGUGACAGCGAGGAGCCCCCCGUGCCUGAUGUGGAGGACGACCAUCAGCCCGCCAGCGUCUCCAACAAAUACGCUCUGGAUGCAUUUUUGAACGAACUGCCCAACUGUAUCAAUCGGGAACUUAUUGACAACGCAGCUGUAGACUUCGUCUUGAAUCUCAACACCAAAAACAACAGGAAGAAACUAACAAGGGUCCUGUUCAGUGUUGCCAGAACCAGAUUAGAUUUGUUGCCAUUUUAUUCCCGGUUUGCGGCAAAUCUGUAUCCAGUGUUGCCUGAUGUUUGCAUCGACUUAUGCCAGAUGUUGAAGCAAGAUUUUAAAUAUCAUGUUAGGAAAAAGGACCAGAUCAACAUUGAAUCAAAGAUAAAAGUAGUCAGAUUCAUUGGUGAAUUAGUAAAAUUUAGUCUGUACUCUAAAAUGGAAGCCCUAUACUGCCUGAAAGUCCUACUACAUGACUUUAAGCAUCAUCACAUAGAGAUGGCGUGCAACCUGCUUGAAACGUGCGGGAGGUAUCUGUACUGCAAUCCUGACACUCAUCAGAGGACGAUGAUUUAUUUGCAGCAGAUGAUGAGGAAAAAGACCGUUUCAGCCCUCGACUCGCGCUACGUAACGCAGAUCGAAAACGCGUUCUACUACGUCUGCCCGCCCGAAGCUCCGGCCCAACCUAAAGAGGAGGAACCACCGAUGCAUCAGUUCAUAAGGAAAAUCCUCCACGAAGAUCUACAGAAGAGUAACGAGGAAAAGAUCUUCAGACUGAUGCGGAAGAUAAAUUGGGAGGAUCCGGAGAUAGCGGCCGUGGCUAUACAGCACUUGGCGGGGGGGUGGCGCGUCAGGGCCAGUGCCAGGCGGGCGCUCGCGCGCAUGGCGGCUGAGCUCGCUGCUUGGCAGGAGAUGGUGGCGCCGUGCGUGGUGGACGCGGUGCUUGAGGACAUCCGCGCCACGCUGGAGGACCCGCACCCGCGCCACAACCAGCGCCGCAUCGCCACCGUGCGCUACCUCGGCGAACUCUACAACUACAAGCUACUCGACUCGCGCGAUGUCUUCACUGUCCUAUACUCGUUCAUUACUUUCGGCGUCAGCAACGACCACACUGUCAUCUCCCCGCUCGACCCGCCCGAGAACGUCUUCCGAAUCAGACUAGUUUGCGCUUUACUAGAGACCUGCGGCGCGUAUUUCAACAGCGGCUCGAGCAAAAAACGCCUCGACUACUUCUUAAUCUUCUUCCAAAAUUACUACUGGUACAAAUGCUCCGACCCCAUUUUUACCGAGGAAAACAAAUUCCCCAUUUACGUCAAAUAUAUUUAUCAGGAGUGCUUGACGACUCUCCGGCCGAAGUUGACGCUUUUCACGGAUUGGCAGCAGUGUAAAGACGCCAUUGAGGAGUUGAGGCAAACUUUGUAUCCAGAAUUAGGGGAACAAGAGUAUGAUAACGAGGACCAGGGUGAAGAUAGUGUUAAUGAUGGAUUGGAUACUAUAAUAGAGACUGAUGAUGAGACUGACAACCCGCAGUUGAUGGACGAGAGCUCGGAUGAUGAGCUGACGGAGAACGCUGGGGCUGAGGAGACCGAGGUGCAGAGCGAUGAUAAUAAUAUGGGCAACGAGCCGAGGAGACCCGCGCCUAAGCCGGUUGAAGACGUGGAAUUCGAGUCGGCAUUCGAAAAGAUGGUGAUGGAGAACAUAGCGGAGCGUCAGCGCGAGAACCGGCCGCAGCAGCGCGACAUCGCCGUGCCGAUGACGUGCCGCCAGACCACCAAGAAGACCUACGACCAGCUGCUGGUAGGCUCUCAAGGGGAGGAAGGUGUUGAGUUUGUCCUCAUGGUACGGAAAGGCACCAAGCCCCAGUACAAGUCGUUCAACGCCCCGCCUGAGCUGGCCAGCAACUUGCAGUUGCAGGCAUUGGCCGAUAAGCAGGAGAAGGAAAGAGUUAAACGGUUAACCUUGAACAUAUCAGAAAGACAAGAAGAAGAGGAAUACAGCGCCGAAAGCGGCGGCGGCUCUGGCGGGCUCGGCAACCCCAACCGCGGCCAGCACGUCCGCCAGAAGUACCAGCACCCCAAGGGCGCUCCGGACGCCGAUCUCAUCUUCGGACCAAAGAAAUUCAAAUGAAACAGACUCGACUCAACGGAAUUAUGAGUCUUGUCUUCUGCUGGUGGCAUUCACUUCAAAUGUUUCGAUGGAUGGUCUUCCGUUUAGUAAAGCGGAAGUUGUAAUCGGAUUUGUAUUUGUACUCCCAAGUACUUCUUGUUGUGUAUCUCAGUUAUUAAAUGAAGCGAAGAAAC
Molecule: messenger RNA, 3587 nt
Organism: Cydia amplana
Lineage: Eukaryota; Metazoa; Arthropoda; Insecta; Lepidoptera; Tortricidae
Gene: Upf2
Product: regulator of nonsense transcripts 2
Exons: 11
Coding region: 85-3414 (1109 amino acids)
Biological process (GO): nuclear-transcribed mRNA catabolic process, nonsense-mediated decay
Cellular component (GO): cytoplasm; exon-exon junction complex
Molecular function (GO): RNA binding; protein binding
Source: RefSeq, a predicted model, not a curated record